Molecule: messenger RNA, 1530 nt
Organism: Pimephales promelas (fathead minnow)
Lineage: Eukaryota; Metazoa; Chordata; Actinopteri; Cypriniformes; Leuciscidae
Source: RefSeq, a predicted model, not a curated record
UGAUUUCCAUUAGGGUUGGAGUUGCCCAGAACUCCAAUUGGAUCUUUAAAAACGCAUUUCCAAAAAGUGCUUUAAACUCUUUUCAUAGCGUUUGCUGUGGGACUCAGGUGGUAUUUUGAUGCAGCAACAGGGUUGUCCUUUGUAGUUUUGUGGUCCUCGCUGUCCGCCCCUGCUGACUCACUAAUUCAGUGCAUCUUCCAGCAGAGUUGAUUGUGAGAUCGCAGGUCGAGAGGAUGACAGUUCAAGUGUACUGCUUGUUUAGUGCGGUUUUAUUGGGUCUGUCUGCUUGUUGGAGCACAACACACGCUGGAGUCCUAGUGUCCGGUCGGUGUCCGGCGAUGCUGACGGUCACGCCGUCCCGUCGAGGAUGCACUUCUGAUAGAGACUGCUCUGGAGGACACAAAUGCUGUCAAUUUCCCUGUGGGCGCUCGUGUGUGCCGCCUGUUUUCACAAAGCCAGGAGAGUGUCCAAGCAAAAAAAUUGGAGCAGAAACGUGUGACGAUUUGUGUCACUAUGACAGUGACUGUCCGAACAAUGAGAAAUGCUGCAGCAAUGGAUGUGGACAUCAGUGUAUGGCUCCAUUUGCAGUGAAGCCUGCAGCCGAACCUCCGAAGCCUCCAGUGAGGCCUGCAGCCGAACCGCCGAAGCCUCCAGUGAAGCCUGCAGCCGAACCUCUGAAGCCUCCAGUGAAGCCUGCAGUCGAACCUCCGAAGCCUCCAGUGAAGCCUGCAGUCGAACCUCCGAAGCCUGCAGUGAGGCCUUCCGACGAACUGUCCGAGCCCUCCGACGAACUACCAGAGCCUUCCGACGAACUGCCCGAGCCGCCAGCAGCCGAACCCACAAAGCCUCCCGUCAAGCCUGCAGUGAGGCCUUCCGACGAACUGUCCGAGCCCUCCGAACUGUCUGAGCCCUCUGACGAACUGCCCGAGCCGCCUGCAGCCGAACCCGCAAAGCCUCCUGCCAAGCCUCCUGUGAUGCCUGCAGCCGAACCCGCAAAGCCUCCUGCCAAGCCUCCUGUGAAGCCUGCAGCUGAACCCGCAAAGCCUCCUGUCAAGCCUCCAGUGAAGCCUGCUGCCGAACCUCCGAAGCCUGCAGUGAGGCCUUCCGACGAACUGUCUGAGCCUUCUGACGAACUACCGGAGCCUUCCGACGAACUGCCCGAGCCGCCUGCAGCCGAACCCGCAAGGCCUCCUGUCAAGCCUGCAGCCGAACCCGCAAGGCCUCCUGUCAAGCCUGCAGCCGAACCCGCAAGGCCUCCUGUCAAGCCUGCAGCCGAACCCGCAAGGCCUCCUGUCAAGCCUGCAGCCGAACCCGCAAAGCCUCCUGUCAAGCCUGCAGCCGAACCCGCAAAGCCUCCUGUCAAGCCUCCAGUGAAGCCUGCUGGUGAAUUGGCCAAGCCUCCUGUGAGUCACCCUUAUGGCUAAUGUCCUGGCCAUAAGUUAUGUGGGUAUGCAUGCAGUUAACUGUGCUGAUUUAACCAUUGGAUGUGUAGUGUUUCCUGUAUAGCCAAAUAAAUCUCACUUUUAUGAC